Molecule: messenger RNA, 597 nt
Organism: Anisakis simplex (herring worm)
Lineage: Eukaryota; Metazoa; Nematoda; Chromadorea; Rhabditida; Anisakidae
Source: the annotation of a GenBank genome assembly
AACUGUGAUCUUUCGGCACAUUAUGAAUGCUUUUUUCAGGAGAACAAAUUCAAGGAAGCAGCUGCUUUCUACGAACCGAUUGUGAAGAAAAAUUUUGAUAAUGUACGAUUCGAUUUGAUCAACCCUCUGGAUUUAAAAUUAAUUGAAUUUGAGGCUGAAGAAUUGAUGAAAAAAGUGGAAAAUGAAGAGGAUACACAAUACAAUGAAUCUGAAAAGAAGAAAACUUUUCAUCUUUGUAUCAUAAAUCUUGUCAUUGGAACGUUGUAUUGCUCGAAAGGUAAUUAUGAAUUUGGUAUAUCACGAGUGAUCAAAGCAAUGGAACCGUACGAUAAGAAAUUGGGUACAGAUACGUGGUAUUACUGUAAGAGGUGUAUUAUAUCAACUAUAGAGAAUAUUGCAAAGUAUAUAAUCAGCAUUCGUGACUCGGUCAUCAGUGAAUGCUUACAGUUUUUAGAGCAGUGUGAAAUUUAUGGUAAGAAUAUACCAACAAUUGUGGAUGGACCGUUAAUGGAAUCAGAACUGGAGAGUGCCAAGAAUACGGUAACAUAUGAAGCGAGGUUGUUAAGAGCGAUCUUGGUUGAAGUUAUGUAUUAUUGA